AUGUUCAAGUUGUCACUUGAAUGCACUAAACAGAUGCUACAAAUGGCAGAGGAGAGCACGGAGGCAGGAAUUAUAACAAUGACCAUGCUGGAUGAGCAGGCAGAACAACUGAGGCAUGUGGAAGAGGGAGUGGAUCAGAUCAGGCAGGGCAUAAAACAGGCUCAGAAGAAUGUGAACAAGCUGUCCAAAUGCUGUGGCUUGUGUCUGUGUUCAUGUAACAGACUGAUGUCCGUUGACAAUGAUAGAUGUAAGAAGGUUUGGGGUAAAGAAGAAAGAAAUGGGGGUGUGUUAUCCAGCCAACCCACUGCCCUCCAAAAUGGGCAAGAUGUUUCUGUUGGAUCAGCGGCCCCCUCUGGCCCUUACAUUAAGCGAAUAACGAAUUACGCACGAGAAGAUGAGAUGGAGAAUAAUCUGGUACAGGUUGACAGCAUCACUGGGAAUCUAAAGUGCAUGGCCCUGGAUUUUAGAAAUGAGAUAGAUAAUCAUAAUGAAAAAAUUAAAAACAUCACUGAUAAGACGAACAACAACGACAGGAUGUCAACCCAGAAGAUGGGAACUUGUAGUGUUAUGUACUGUGAGGAGGUACAGUAG
Molecule: messenger RNA, 591 nt
Organism: Myxocyprinus asiaticus (Chinese sucker)
Lineage: Eukaryota; Metazoa; Chordata; Actinopteri; Cypriniformes; Catostomidae
Product: synaptosomal-associated protein 23-like
Exons: 7
Coding region: 1-591 (196 amino acids)
Biological process (GO): synaptic vesicle fusion to presynaptic active zone membrane; synaptic vesicle priming; exocytosis
Cellular component (GO): SNARE complex; plasma membrane
Molecular function (GO): SNAP receptor activity; syntaxin binding
Source: RefSeq, a predicted model, not a curated record